GACAGCACACGCACACACACAAACAGAGUGAACGGGAAAGUCUUCUUCCUCUGUUCUGUUCUGUCUGUCUGUCUGUCUUCGACUCUCCGUCGCCAUUUCCUUCGAUCGGCCCUCUCGCUUCUCUCGUAUCUGCGGUGCGGAAGCUGACGGAUUAGUUCCUUCGAGCUCCUCCAAUGGCUGUGCCCUGAGACUUGGGUUGUCGUCGCUGUAGUGGCCGUGGCCAUGAGUCUCAGCUCAGGUUCCCGCGCUCCUCUGGACUGGAGAUUCUCCCAGGUUUUCGGAGAGCGAGCCCCCGGAGAAGAGCUUCAAGACGUUGAUGUCAUAUCCGCCAUUGAAUUUGAUAAGAGCGGCGAUCAUUUUGCGGUGGGAGAUCGGGGUGGCCGUGUUGUUAUAUUCAAGAGAAAUGAUACAAAAAAUGCUACGAAUGAGCACUCCUCUGAAAGUCAGUUGGAGCAGUCGGAUCCUCCGUUCUCAUGGCAUCCUGAAUAUCAAUAUAUGACAGAGUUUCAGAGCCAUGAGCCUGAGUUUGAUUACUUGAAGAGUUUGGAAAUCGAAGAGAAGGUCAACAAUGUUAGAUGGUGUGCUGCAUCCAAUGGAGCUCUAUUUAUACUUUCAACGAACGACAAGACAAUUAAGCUCUGGAAGGUAAAGGAACGUAAACUGAAGAAAGUAAAAGAAAUGGACGCUGAUCCACAUAUUUCUUCAGAGAAUGCACUGUUGGCAGAAAGAAGUUUCGUAAGCGAGACGGACAAAACUUCUGAUGCCAAUGGUUAUCAUCUGGAAUGGACGAACAAAGUGGCCAAGCAAUCACUAUCCUCUCAAGAGUAUUGCCCAGGGAUUGCUAAUGUUUGGGAUGAUGCUCAAUCAAGCUGCCGGAAGAUUUAUGCUCAUGCUCAUGAUUUUAACAUAAACUCAAUCUCAACUAACAGUGAUGGCGAGACUUUUAUAUCUGCGGACGAUCUAAGGAUUAACUUGUGGAACCUGGAAGUAAGUAACCAGUGUUUCAACAUGGUUGACAUCAAACCAGCAAACAUGGAGGAUUUGACUGAAGUCAUAACUUCAGCUGAAUUUCAUCCAGCUCACUGUAACCUGCUUGCUUACAGCAGUUCCAGGGGUUUUAUAUAUCUUGCAGAUAUGCGGCAAUCCGCAUUAUGUGAUCAUAAUGCGAGGAUUUUACAGGAUGGAGACUCCCAAGGGUUUAAGUCAUUCUUCUCCGAGAUCAUUGCGUCCAUUUCUGAUAUAAGAUUUGCAGCUGAUGGUCUGCACAUCUUAAGUCGUGAUUACCUAAAUCUAAAGCUGUGGGAUCUGCGCAUGGAAUCUAAGCCUGUCAAAAUUUUCAAAAUUCAUGAACAUCUGAGAGCAAAGCUGCCAGAUUUGUACAACAAUGACGCCAUAUUCGAUAAAUUUGAUUGCUGUCUCAGUGGAGAUGGAUCUCAUUUUGCAACUGGUUCAUAUAGCAAUCUUCUGCGCAUCUUUUCCCAUGGAUGCGGGAGCGAAGAGGGGGUCACGAUCGAAGCUAGCAAGAACCCAAACCGGAAGUCACUUCUCACAGCUGCUCCUAGGGCAAGAAGGUCUUCCAUAAGCAACUUGGCUCGUGGGUUUUAUCGUCAAGUGCACGAGAACUCAUCUUCAGGCAGUAAUGAAAUCUCAUGUGACUUAAGCAACAAGUUGCUACGUUUGGUGUGGCAUCCGACUGCUAAUGUGAUUGCUUGUGCUGCUGGGAGCAGCUUGUUCAUGUACUAUGCGUAAAGAUCUCCAUGUAAAUUUCCUCGGAAAGCUGCUAAAAUGCUUGUCCCAGAUAGGUUAAGGCUGAAGCAGCCUUUUGUUUGUAUUUUUGUUAGUCCCACCUGGUGGUCAAUGUUAGAAUUGGUGAUGUAGGCUAUCCCUCUUUACCCUCAUGUUAACAUCUUUAAGCUGUACCCUUGGUUAGAGCCGAUGCUGGCAUAAUGUAUGGUUUUUGAAUCGAUGGACGGCUCUGGGAUUUGGAGGAACAUUUGAAAUCUGUGUAGAUGUACAGCGGUGACUGGUGUAGUGUAGCCCAUAAAGUUCUUGUCUUUUCUUUACAGGGCAAUCUGUGGUUCCGCUGGUCCAAUUUUUGCUGUUGAUGAUUGUGCUUGAAACGGAUGAUAUAUACUUCGAAGACUCGUGC
Punica granatum (pomegranate) is the source of this 2149-nucleotide messenger RNA. NCBI's taxonomy places the organism in Eukaryota, Viridiplantae, Streptophyta, Magnoliopsida, Myrtales, Lythraceae. The record is from RefSeq and is a predicted model, not a curated record.